Stegostoma tigrinum is the source of this 1377-nucleotide messenger RNA. It is a transcript of the gene rpa3, whose product is annotated as replication protein A3. The transcript has 5 exons. Gene Ontology annotation, biological process: DNA replication; mismatch repair; double-strand break repair via homologous recombination. NCBI's taxonomy places the organism in Eukaryota, Metazoa, Chordata, Chondrichthyes, Orectolobiformes, Stegostomatidae. The record is from RefSeq and is a predicted model, not a curated record. Bases 401 to 766 code for a protein of 121 amino acids. Gene Ontology annotation, molecular function: damaged DNA binding; single-stranded DNA binding. Gene Ontology annotation, cellular component: site of double-strand break; DNA replication factor A complex; nucleus.
CCCCUCUCUGAUGAAGGGUCUAGGCCCGAAACGUCAGCUUUUGUGCUCCUGAGAUGCUGCUUGGCCUGCUGUGUUCAUCGAGCCUCACACUUAUUAUCUUGGAUUCUCCAGCAUCUGCAGUUCCAUUAUCUCUGAUAUAGAACCCCUUCGGUUCUGCGAAAUAGUACCAUUGGAACAGGUACAAGAUUCGUUCGAUACCGUCAAAGGAUGUAGAAACACAACUGUGGAAUGAUAUUAGGAUUAAUUGCAAUCCGGAACAGUAUUUGUGUGUUCAAAGUGCAGGGGGUUGUGUUCGACGCCGCACAGGCUCCAGGUGGAAGUGACUGCGGAAAGAACAGUUAAAGUUUCCCGCCAAAUCGCGGGACGUUCGUGGCUCGCGGGCUAACACAAAGGGGAGUAAAUGGCGUACGAUCUGGAGGGUCCACGUACGAGGAUUAACACGAGCCUGGUCUCGCGGUUCACCGGGAGGGCCGUUUGCUUCGUUGGCAGAGUUCAGAAGGUUCAUCCCUCUGGGACCUCCUUUGUUCUGUCAGAUGGUGAUGGGAAGAAUGUAACAGUGGAAACGACUGAUCCUCUUGAUGAGGAGUUGAGUGGAGUCAUUGAAGUGGUUGGAAAAAUCACUCCAAAAGCCACCAUCCAGGCUGCAUAUUACGCUCCUUUCCGAGAGGACAAAAACAGUUUUGAUCUCCACCUUUACAAUGAAGCCCUGAAUAUCAUACAUGAGUUUCCACAGUACUAUCCAUUUGGUGUUACAGGAAGUGGUUGAUUUCCUUUUUUUAGUCUGCAAAGACAUUACCAUGUGGGAGAUAAGAUCUCAACUGUCCAAUUGAACAUCUGAUAUAACUUAUCAUUUUACUCCAGAUUUGUCAAUAUAGUAACCUAGGUCUCUGGAAUCUCUUAUGUUUGAAAUGAAAGAAAAGGUGUGAUGGAGUCACUUAUAGAAUACCGAAAAACUAAUUUUUCAAAGGUAUGCAUUUGUUGAAAGAUAAUUUUACAUGGAUUUUUAAAGUCAAGGGAGUUCAGCACUUCAGAAAUUGAUUUUUUUUCCCCCCAUAAGUAGAGCUUACAAAUCAUAGUACUUCACCCCCAGGAAAAGUGAGUAAAAUGUAAACAUUUAAGAUUCAUAAAUGAUGGUGAUCUAAAAUAUACUGGUUUACUAAUGGUUUGUUGUAGUCCAAUUUAAAACAAAAGCUUUUUGGAAAAAAGUUUUAUUGGUGACAUUUGGGUUAAAACAUUGUGACCAGAUUACUAUCAAUGAAUGUAUUCAUUUGUUUGAACAUCAGUAACGACUAACUUUUUUGGUAUUUCUGAAAUGCUGCUUUAUGAUUGUACAGUUUUCAGGGCAGGACAUAAAAUAAAGUCAAGUACUCUGUAUAA